This is a messenger RNA of Gopherus flavomarginatus (Mexican gopher tortoise), 3683 nucleotides long. RefSeq names its product protein tyrosine phosphatase non-receptor type 3 (gene PTPN3). The record is from RefSeq and is a predicted model, not a curated record. The coding region runs from base 64 to 2844 and encodes 926 amino acids. Lineage: Eukaryota; Metazoa; Chordata; Testudines; Testudinidae. The transcript is spliced from 27 exons. Gene Ontology annotation, cellular component: cytoplasmic side of plasma membrane; cytoskeleton; cytoplasm. Gene Ontology annotation, biological process: protein dephosphorylation. Gene Ontology annotation, molecular function: cytoskeletal protein binding; protein tyrosine phosphatase activity.
AGAGAGGAGCCCCGGGCCGGGAGCAGCGGGGCGGCGCUGCCUCAUGGUUAUUCAGCAAUAGUUAUGAACUCCCGGUUACGAGCAUUAGGUGGGAGGAUAAAUAAUAUACGAGCAUCGGAACUACCAAAAGAGAAAACCCGAUCAGAGAUCAUCUGUAAUGUCCACUUUUUGGAUGGCUCAGUACAAAGCUUCAAAGUGAAUAAACAAGAUACUGGUCAGGUUUUGUUGGAUAUGGCCUAUAACCACUUAGGUGUGACAGAGAAGGAAUAUUUUGGUUUACAACAAAAUGAAGAGUCAGUAGAUUCCCCUCGAUGGCUCGAAUCAAGCAAACCUAUUAGAAAACAGCUUAAAGGAGGUUUUCCCUGCACUAUCCAUUUUCGAGUAAGAUUUUUUAUACCUGAUCCCAACACACUGCAGCAGGAAAAAACCAGGCAUUUAUUCUUCUUACAACUGAAGACAGAUAUUUUGGAAGGAAGGUUGUUAUGCCCUCUUAAUUCUGCUGUUGUCCUUGCAUCUUAUUCCAUACAGUCUCAGUUUGGAGACCAUAACUCUUCAGUACAUCAUUCAGGAUAUCUCUCAAAUUAUCGUUUCAUACCAGAUCAGAAUGAAGAUUUUGUAGCCAAAGUAGAGUCACUACAUGAACAGCACAGUGGUCUCAAGCAAUCUGAAGCAGAGUCCUGUUAUAUAAACAUAGCACGAACCCUUGAAUUCUAUGGAGUAGAAUUACACAGUGGUAGAGAUCUACAUAAUCUAGAUUUGAUGAUUGGAAUUGCUUCAGGAGGUAUUGCUGUGUACAGAAAAUUUAUUUGCACAAGUUUCUACCCCUGGAUGAACAUAUUAAAAAUUUCCUUUAAAAGGAAAAAAUUUUUUAUACAGCAGCGGCAAAAACAUAAUGAAUCCAGAGAACAUAUAGUUGCCUUCAACAUGCUAAAUUACAGAGCAUGCAAAAAUCUAUGGAAAUCUUGUGUAGAGCAUCACACGUUUUUUCAGACGAAGUCGUCACUACCUCAUGAAAGAAAGAUAUUGUCCCAUUAUUGGACCUUUGGUUCUAGAAACCCAACAAAGUCUGUAAACAGCCACUACUGCAGAAAAGUCAUAGGUGGGAUGGUUUGGAACCCAACUUUGAGGAGAUCUUUAUCAGCUGAACAUCUGGAGACCAAAAGCCUGCCUUCUCGGUCUCCUCCUGUUACCCCUACUUGGAGGAGUCCUAGACUACGUCAUGAGAUUCGUAAACCACGACACUCAUCUGUAGACAACCUUACAAAUGAGAUUGCCUAUAUUACAGAAACAGAGGAUGUUUUUUAUACAUAUAAGGGUUCUCCAACAUCAAAGGACAGUGAUUCAGAGUUCUCCCAGAACCGCAGUCCACGGAGGAGGUCAUCUGAACAAGAAUCACCAAAGAAUGUAUUGGAAAAUAGUCCAGCACAGAACUGUCUGACUCAUACCUCACCUACUGCCUUGUCCCAGUCUCCCAAUGGAGUUGGUAACUUUUCAGGCUCUUAUCCAUUGGAUGGAGUGGACAAACAGUUUUUAGAAACAUAUGACAACAUCACAAAAGGGAGCGUAACAGAAGAUUCCAGUCAGUACUACUGUGAUAAGAAUGAAGUAAUUGAUGGAGAUUUGCUUUUGGUGCGAAUCACUCCAGAUGAAGAUGGGAAAUUUGGAUUUAAUCUGAAGGGUGGUGUUGAUCAAAAAAUGCCUCUAGUGGUGUCAAGAAUAACUCCAGGAUCAUCUGCUGAUACAUGUAUUCCAAAACUGAAUGAAGGUGAUCAGAUAGUGUUAAUCAAUGGUCGAGACAUCUCAGAGCAUACUCAUGACCAAGUGGUAAUGUUUAUAAAAGCCAGCAGAGAAUUGCACACAAGAGAGCUUGCACUUCUGGUCAGGCGGAAAGUUGCCAAACCCUUGGUUGAGGCCAAGUCAGAAGAUGAAGCAGAUUCCCAGAAUUUUCUAGAAUCUAUUCUUCGCACGUAUUCAGAAUACAGUGACACACUAGAGGGGUCUAUGGAACAACUGAAGAAAGGGCUGGAAAGUGGGACAGUACUCAUUCAAUUUGAGCAACUUUAUAGAAAGAAGCCAGGGCUGGCUGUUACGUGUGCAAAAAUACCUCAAAAUAUGGACAAAAAUCGAUACAAAGAUGUUCUACCUUAUGAUUCCACACGGAUAAUAUUGCAGGGAAACGAAGAUUACAUUAAUGCAAAUUAUGUGAAUAUGGAAAUUCCUUCUGCUGGCAUUGUGAACAGAUAUAUCGCCACUCAAGGGCCUCUUCCACAUACCUGCGCACAUUUCUGGCAGGUAGUCUGGGAUCAUAGGUUAUCGCUGAUCAUCAUGUUGACAACCCUCACCGAACGAGGACGGACCAAAUGUCAUCAGUAUUGGCCUGAUCCACCAGAUAUAAUGGAGUAUGGCAACUUUCGUGUCAAGUGUCAAUCUGAAGAUUGUACUAUUGCCUAUGUUUUUAGAGAAAUGGUGAUUACAAAUAUUGAGACAGAGGAAGAGCACACCAUCACCCAUCUUCAGUAUGUUGCUUGGCCUGAUCAUGGUGUUCCUGAUGACUCCAGGGAUUUUUUGGAGUUUGUCACCUGUAUGAGGCCAAAGAGAGUGGAGAAUGAACCGAUCCUUGUUCAUUGCAGUGCUGGAAUAGGCCGCACUGGUGUAUUGGUCACUAUGGAAACAGCCAUGUGCUUAAUUGAAAGAAACCAACCUGUUUAUCCACUGGAUAUUGUACGAAAAAUGCGAGACCAGCGAGCUAUGAUGGUGCAAACAUCAAGUCAGUACAAGUUCGUGUGUGAAGCUAUUCUUCGUGUUUACAAAGAAGGAUUAGUUCGACCACUGGAUUCCAGUUAGUACAGCUGUGAAAGGAUUAAUUUAAUCUUCUAAGAACACUGAUUGUCAUAAAGCCAGGGUCUCAUUUCUGUAGGUGACUAGAGAACUCAUCAAAAGCCCAUGGGAAGUCAGAUGAGCACAUUUGAGCUGUGGCACUUUAAAUUUCCAUAGACGAUUACUAAAUCUUGUACAGUAUAUAGAAGACAUGUAUAUAUGUAUAUGAGAGCAGUUGUGCAUAAUAUACAUUAUAUACAUACUGAAAAGAAAUGAUCAAGGAAACUUUUAGUACAUAACCUGCAUCUUUUACUGCUGUAAAAACAAGUUUUCCUCUAGAAUUUACUUUAACCCUAGUGUUUACCAUUCUAAAAUACAAAAGGAAAACCAGCAGUAUUAAUAAAAAAAAAAAAAAAAAGUGGCCCAGUUAAUGAGGUAUUGAGUGUCUUCAUCUCCUGUUGAAGUCCAUGGGAGUUGAAUGCUAAACACCUUGCAAGAUUGGGACCAAAAUAUUGAUAUACAAAGUAGAGUUGGUCAUAUUAUUUGGUUCCUGAAGGUUUGUCAAACAAUUUACAUAAAUAGAAUGCCAAGGGCUAAACCCUAAACAUGUCCAUUAAGAGCCGGAGCAAUUAAUGAAUGAACUCCCAUCAACCUGUUUGCAAAUAUGCCAGUUAUACUAAUUUAUAUUAAUAAAUCAAACAUAGCCUACCUGACACGCAAACUAAUGCUGCUUUGCAGGUUUUAUUGAGAUCUUCCACAGCUUGAAUUUUCCAUUUUCUUGAGCUUUCAGUAGUUUACCUAUUUCCCGUUGUCUCUUCCGCUCUACUCCUUUACCCUAAUAUGGUACUUAUUUAAUUUCACUAUGU